Cladocopium goreaui is the source of this 2058-nucleotide messenger RNA. The record is from the annotation of a GenBank genome assembly. Lineage: Eukaryota; Dinophyceae; Suessiales; Symbiodiniaceae.
AUGUCCUGGAGCAGCUACAGCUGGUGGGGCCAUGGCUGCUGGGAUUCCUGGGAGCCUUCCUGGUGGAACCGACCGGCUAGCUGGGGCUCCGGUGCUGAGAGCUACGCUUGGUGGCCCGAGGGGGGUCAGCACCCCAAACCUCCGGAGGAGUGGAGCAGUGGCCGUGUGCCACCUGAAGCCACCGAGCCGGAAGCCUCUGAAACAGAACUGACAGGCCCUGGCACGCAACGUUUUUUGGAGGAGCUGAGGGAUUGGCUGGAGGGAAUGCACCCAAGCUUGAUGGUGUACCUGCCUGUCCUCCAAGAAAACUACGACACGUUGGGGCAAAUCGUACGGUUGUAUGUUCUGGAGGACCCGCGAAAAAGCGGCAGCGUGCAGCUGGAUCCGCUGUUCUUUGACGACAAUCAGAUCAGAGAAGAGCACCAGAAAUUCUUCACAGAUUGGUUUGCCAAGAGCCCCUCCAAGGUGCAGCAGCUGAAAGCGGUCCAGGAACCAGCUGAUCGGCCCGAGGUGGUGCCGGAUCCAUGGCUAGAUGGCGGGGAUCCAUGGUCCCGAUCCUCCAAGCCCAAGGAGUUCAGAGAAGCUGAGGCAGUUGAGGCACCCAAGGCAGCCGAGGGUCUGAAGGACAGACAUGGAGGUCUAGUGGCUGGGGAUCUGCUACCUGGGCACCUGGUGGCUGGAGCUACAGUGGCUACAGCUCGUCACCAGGCUGGUCCGCAGGCUGGUCGCCAGGCUGGUCUCAAGGCAGCCCCCGAGUACGGCGAGCGCGUGUCCUUCGCUGUGGCUGUGGGGGAUGUCGGUAUCAGCUACUUGGCCCGUGGCCGCUACACCAAAACCACCAGGGGUGCUUGGUGCUUCUUGGUGCUACCAUUUUUUGAGGUUGCCGCCGGCUGGGACCUCGAACGGCCUACGUGCCGCAUAUGCAGUACCGGCCGCAGUGACCAUAGCCCCGCAACGAGUCACCUCGGCCUACCCUCAGCAGCUCCCUGGCGCCUAUCCCCUGCAGCGUCCGCAGCCUGUGGCGCCGCAUCGUGCGCCGCCGCUGCCGCGGAUGCUGCGGGUGGCCACAGCACCGGUGCAGCUGAUGGAGGAGCCCUCCAUGCAAUCCAAUCGCCUGCCCUGGGUCAUUCAGGCGAUGUGGUUUUGACCUCCGGCACCACACGCGGUGACUUGCUCCGCUAUGCUCCGCUAUGCUCCGCGAUGCUCCGCUAUGCUCCGCUGUCCGGUGACUGGGUCCAGCUGCUGUUUUGCCAUCUGCGGAAGGGUUGGGCCCCGCUGAGCAGCUUCGUGCCGGAGCCGCGAGGCGGAGUUCAUGGAGAUGGCUUGUAUGAUGGCCUCAACCGAGCAAUUUGCAGCCAUCAGAGUGAGAUGCUGCGGGUAACCUUGGACCCAGUCAGCGCGGCGAGCAACGCAGCGAGCCAAGCGGCCCCAUCCAGCUUCCAGUUGAAGGAUGGGUCUCAGGCGUAUGUGUGGCUGCCGCCCAAGGCGGAGGCACCGCUGCCCUUGUUGCUGGUCUUGCACGGCUCCAGGCCAAUGGAUUGGGACUUCUUGAGCCAGUUUGCCGAAAGAUGGCAGAAAGAUGCUGCGGAGUAUGAGAUUGCAGUGGUUAUCCCCGAGUCCAAAGGUCCGACUUGGGACUACCUCUUGACCUGCCAACGCAAGGACAUGGAUUUCAUCGAGUCUGCCAUCAACGAAGUUCGAAGACGCGUUUGGGUAGACGAUAAGCGCAUUUCUGUCAUGGGCAUGUCGGACGGCGCCUCUUUAGCCCUGUCCAUGGCUCUUCGAAACCCAGGGGUUUUCACCACCGCGUUGGUGCAGGCUACUGGUUUCUUCCAUGAUCCGUUGCCAACAUCCUUAAAACCUCGAGUCUACAUGGAGUACGGAGAAGAAGACAAACUCUUCGAAGCAGCCCGCGUGGCCCUGCCAAACCGCGACCGUCUUCGAGGAGAUGGGUGCUUCGUGGAGUUUGUGAUGAUCCCAGGUGCAGGACACAUGGUUCGAGAGGAGUUUUUCAGUGCUGCGCUGGACUUUUGGCUGGCACCGGUCGCCAAAGGAUAG